Talaromyces stipitatus ATCC 10500 is the source of this 765-nucleotide messenger RNA. RefSeq lists its product as uncharacterized. The record is from RefSeq and is a predicted model, not a curated record. The transcript has 2 exons. Bases 1 to 561 code for a protein of 186 amino acids. Lineage: Eukaryota; Fungi; Ascomycota; Eurotiomycetes; Eurotiales; Trichocomaceae.
AUGUCUGCAGUUGAGGAAGUUGCGUAUGCUCUACAAGCCUUACGUAAUGGCCACCAGGAACCUGCGCCUUUGACACUAGAUUCCCAGGGCCUUCUCUUUCGCUACAGUGAGCCUUGGGUAAAGUUGAGAUCUCUAGCUUUUGCUCUUGCGGAUGAAUUGAGGACUCCUGUCACGGGACAACAUCAGAUCGAUAAUAUGCACUUCAAAGAUGUUGUCGAACGUUACAUGCAGAGGAUGAAGACCGUCAUUGACAACAUUGGCAAUCCAGAAACAGCGGAUCCGCCUCGUAAAGAUGUAAACUUGCCACCGUCAGCCGUCAUCGAGCGUCUUUUAUCUGAUUCUCUCCGAGAGCUUGAGAGUCAGAUCAGCUCCGGAAGGAGUAUUCUGGACAUACGUGAAUUUGUCCUCACUCGUCACAAGUCAAAAAUAUUGAAGAAACUUUCAGAGAUUCAUCGAGGGAUUCAUAAUAGGGCGGAGCUCCAACAAAGGCUCAAUUCAGUGAAACUAUAUUUGAAGCUAUACAUGCGGGCCGUUAAGCGUAUGCUGCGCGAGCACGAGUAGAGGAAGAAGGGGUUGAUACACUCGGAGGCAAAACCGGUGUCGGGAUCUUGUACUCAAUUGUUUCCCAAGUCCCUGCGCCAAGCGGGACUAAACUACAUUAAAACAGACGCCAAGACGGGUAUAAUUCAUCGUACUGUGUAUGGUAUUGUAUCACACAUACUACGGAGUAUAUAUGUAUAGAUUCCAGUCAAGUUCUAAAAUACG